Lactuca sativa (garden lettuce) is the source of this 686-nucleotide messenger RNA. Its product is annotated as ubiquitin-NEDD8-like protein RUB2. The record is from RefSeq and is a predicted model, not a curated record. Gene Ontology annotation, molecular function: protein binding. Lineage: Eukaryota; Viridiplantae; Streptophyta; Magnoliopsida; Asterales; Asteraceae.
AUGUGCUUAUUAAUAAAACGCUCAAAUCCCUUCCUUCAUCAAAUCCAACACCCAACAGAAACACAAAGAUGCAGAUAUUCGUCAAAACCCUAACCGGAAAAACCAUCACUCUCGAGGUUGAAAGCAGCGACACCAUCGACAAUGUCAAAGCCAAGAUCCAGGACAAAGAAGGGAUUCCUCCAGAUCAACAGAGAUUGAUUUUUGCUGGAAAGCAAUUAGAAGAUGGAAGAACACUCGCUGAUUACAACAUCCAGAAAGAGUCAACACUUCAUCUUGUUCUAAGAUUGAGAGGAGGAACCAUGAUCAAGGUCAAAACUCUUACAGGAAAAGAAAUUGAAAUCGACAUUGAGCCAACUGAUACAAUUGAUAGAAUCAAGGAACGAGUUGAAGAGAAAGAAGGAAUCCCACCAGUUCAGCAAAGGUUGAUUUAUGCUGGAAAACAGCUUGCAGAUGACAAAACAGCAAAGGAUUACAACAUUGAAGGAGGAUCCGUUCUUCAUCUAGUUCUUGCAUUAAGAGGUGGAAAUCUUUAAAAGAUAUGAUGAUCUAUUGCUAUGUUAUGGAAAAGUUUACAUAAUUGAGAUGACAUUGGAUGAUAUUUCAUGUCUUAUCUGAUUCCCCAUGACAAUGUUUAUUUGUAUUUGUAUUUGUACUUGAGAUUUGGUGCUUAUUAUCCUUUUAUCACA